UCUUCCUCACUUCACACACGAAACGGCAGCGCUGGGAGAGGGCACAACCAAGCCAAAACCACAUCUUCUCCAUGGCAUCUCCUCUUCCCCUUCCCCUCCCCACCCACGCCCAGGUCGCAGACACCUAGCUCCUCGCCGACCUGAGCCUCCCCCGCCGCCGGAGACCAUCCCCUUCCGCUCUUCCGCCGGCCGACUCGGUUCCGUUCCCCCUCCUCCCCUCUCGCCGACCAGGCCACUAGGAGGAACACAAGAGUAAGCCACUUGCAUGAUGGAGACUGCAGAGUCUCGACCUUGGUCAGAUCUUCAGCCAGAACUCCUGGGCCUUGUUCUCAGGCGUCUCCCUUCCAUAGCUGACCGUGUUCGUCUGAGAGCAGUGUGUCACCCGUGGCGUUCUAAUAGUCUGCUGCAGUCCAUUCCCCUCCCAUUCCCAUGGAUUACCCUACCCGACGGCACCUUCCUCAGCAUUCCAGGUGGUGAAAUUCACCACAUGCCUGUACCAGUCGGUGCUUGUUGCUGCGGCUCAAUUGAUGACUGGCUAUUCCUCAUGACCAGUGAUGUUUCCUAUAAGUUGGUGGUGCCCUCGCCCCUGGACUCAGCACCGGAUUCUCUUGUUGCUGCACUGAUUAUGGAUGAUGACAACUGUGCUACACUUUGUAUUAGUCAGCCACCGAUUGCCACUGACUUGUUCAGAGAUGAUAAGGUUCCAGCACUUCAGAUUGAGGAUGUUGCAUUCUUUGAUGGAAAGCUGUACGCAUUGUGCGGGUUUGGCAUACUCUGCAUCGUUGAGUUGGGCAAUGACCUUUGUAUUGCAUCCACUGAAUGCAUAAUUCACUCUUUGCAUGAGUUAGGUGGAAUUCCUAAAUCCUUGCCCAAGGUGGACAAUAGGGGCUAUACAGUAGCGGUGUAUCUAGUUGAAUGUGGUGGUAGACUGUUGAUUGUGAAACGUUGGUUCGAGUCCAUACAUGGUCCCGUAAGUGACUAUGUAUUUGGAUAUGACCAUACUGUUGCAUUUGAAGUCUUUGAGGCAGACUUGAGCACCAACCCUGGCCGAUGGAGAAGGAUCAGUAAGUUGGGUGGCCAUGCCCUCUUUCUUGGCCAACAUGCUUCCAAGUCCCUACCUGCUACAGAAUGCAGUGGAUACCGAGAGGAUUGCAUCUACUUCAUGGCUGACUAUUUGGGUCUGCCAUGUUCUGUGAAUCCUCUUCUUGACUCCGGUGUGUACAACAUGAGGAAUGGGAAGAUCACGCCAUUGAUGGUGCAGACUGCAGCAGCUCCACCAGAACGUGCUGGGCAGUGGCGUCCAGCAUGGUUUUUCCCUCCUGAAGCUGUAUGAUCAACCCAGCAGGGUUUUUUCUGCUGUUUUGGAGGCUCUUUGCUUGCCUAACUCGAUUUGCUUAAGCAGUGUGAUCAAUCCAACCUGGGAACUGGUCAUCUUUAUAUUUUAUGGUGGGACUUAAGUUAUUAAUUAGUAUCCUGAUCAACCCAGCCUAGGUGCUACUUAUCUUUGUGCUUGUGCUAUGUUACCGUAUGAUUGUGAACUCUCAGUUGGUAAUUGGUAUGAUGGUGUAUUCUCUUGUGGAUGAUCUUAACGGGAUGUCGGGAUGUAUUUAAAUGUGCAAGCCUUCCAUUGUAGCAA
Molecule: messenger RNA, 1636 nt
Organism: Lolium perenne
Lineage: Eukaryota; Viridiplantae; Streptophyta; Magnoliopsida; Poales; Poaceae
Product: putative F-box/kelch-repeat protein At5g24040
Molecular function (GO): protein binding
Source: RefSeq, a predicted model, not a curated record